Melozone crissalis (California towhee) is the source of this 5454-nucleotide messenger RNA. RefSeq names its product zyg-11 related cell cycle regulator (gene ZER1). The coding region runs from base 768 to 3068 and encodes 766 amino acids. Gene Ontology annotation, cellular component: Cul2-RING ubiquitin ligase complex. NCBI's taxonomy places the organism in Eukaryota, Metazoa, Chordata, Aves, Passeriformes, Passerellidae. Gene Ontology annotation, molecular function: protein binding. The transcript is spliced from 16 exons. The record is from RefSeq and is a predicted model, not a curated record.
CCUGCACGACUCGGGGCGCUCUCGGAGCCCCGCGGGCCGGUCCCUGCUCUGUCCCGGUUCCCUGCACCCCUCGGCCUGCGGGACACGGCGAGGGUCCCUCCCCAGGCACCAAGCGCCAGGAAAGCCCCCGCGGGCUGGAGCAGCCGCUCCCCCAAGCACUGAGGAGACACGCGGGGUGGUCGCGCUGUCCCGGGCACGUUGCGGCCCAUGCCAAUGGCAACCGUGUGCGGGGCUCGCGGGAAUGGCCCCGCUCAGUGAGGAGGCGCGGCGGGACCUUGGCUCUGCGGCGGCGGCGGCAGCCGCGGCCCCUGAGCGAGGGAGAGCCCGGGCUGCGCCGGCCCGUCCCGGGGAGGCCCUGCCGGGACGCCGCGGCCAAGCUCUGCCCCGCGCGGUGACGUCAGCACCUCCGCCGCGUGGCGUCACGACACUGUGACGUCACCGAACGUCCCCGUCCCCGCCGGGUCCCCGCUGACCGAGCGUUCCGGCCGGGCCGGUGUUUCCGGGGAAGGACUCGCUGGCGCUUCCGGCGCGGGUGGAGGAAGUGACGGCGGGUUUGUUGACAGCGGAGGCUGCGGCGGGGGGAGCGGGCCCGAGCAGGACGCGGACCCCGGCCCGCCCCGGGGAGCCGGGACCAGCCGGGACCAGUCCCCCAUGGCGCCAGCUAUCCUGAUGGCCCCAUAAAUUCAUCCCAGGACUUCAUUUGAGGGAAGGAUCUCCUGCAUCAAACGCUUCCUUGUGCUCUUCCCCUUCCCAUAAUUUCCCUCAAGAUGGCAUCUGACAGUCCUGAGUCUCUGAUGACCUUGUGCACUGAUUACUGCCUUCGCAACCUGGAGGGGACUCUCUGCUACCUCCUGGACAACGAAACGCUGCGGCUCCACCCCGACAUCUUCCUGCCCAGCGAGAUCUGUGACAAGCUUGUCAAUGAGUACGUGGAGCUGGUGAAGACAGACAGCAUCUUUGAACCCCAUGAGAGCUUCUUCACCCUCUUCUCAGACCCACGGAGCACCAGGCUAGCUCGGAUCCACCUGCGGGAGCACAUUGUGCAGGACCAGGACCUGGAGGCCAUCAGGAAGCAGGAUCUUAUUGAGCUCUACCUGACUAACUGUGAGAAGCUGACAGCCAAGAGCCUGCAAACCUUGGUGAGCUUCAGCCACACACUGAUCUCCCUGAGCCUCUUUGGCUGCAGCAAUAUCUUCUACGAGGAGGAGAACCCCGGGGGCUGCGAGGACGACUGCCUGGUGAACCCCACUCGCCAGGUCUUGGUCAAGGACUUCACUUUUGAGGGCUUCAGCCGCCUGCGCAUCCUGAACCUGGGCCGGCUGAUCGAGGGCGUGAACGUGGAGACGCUGCUGCGGCCCCUGGCCUCCCUCGCGGCGCUCGACCUCUCUGGGAUCCAGCUCAAUGAUGUGGCUUUCCUCACCCAGUGGAAGGACAGUCUGGUUUCCUUAGUGCUUUACAACAUGGACCUUUCAGAGGAGCACAUCCAAGUGAUUGCACAGCUUCGCAAGCUCAGGCACCUGGAUAUCUCUCGAGACCACCUGUCCAGUUACUACAAGUUCAAGCUGACCCGGCGGGUUCUCAACUUGUUUGUGGAGAACCUGGUGAACCUCACUUCACUCGACAUCUCAGGGCACACCAUGCUGGAGAACUGCACUAUCCCCAGCAUGGAGGAGAAGAUGGGCCAGACAAGCAUUGAGCCAGCAAAGAGCAGCAUUGCUCCCUUCCGGGGCCUGAAACGACCACUGCAGUUCUUGGGCCUCUUUGAAACAUCCCUCUGCCGCCUGACCCAUAUUCCAGCCUACAAGGUGAGUGGAGACAAGAACGAAGAGCAAGUCCUGAAUGCCAUCGAGGCUUACACCGAGCACCGGCCGGAAAUCACCUCCCGGGCCAUCAACCUGCUUUUCGACAUUGCCCGCAUCGAGCGCUGCAGCCAGCUGCUGAGAGCCCUCCAGCUGGUGAUCACAGCCCUCAAGUGCCACAAGGAUGACAAGAACAUCCAGGUGACGGGCAGCGCCGCGCUGUUCUACCUGACCAACUCCGAGUACCGCAUGGAGCAGAGCGUGAAGCUGCGACGCCAGGUCAUCCAGGUGGUGCUCAAUGGCAUGGAGUCCUACCAGGAGGUCACAGUGCAGCGGAACUGCUGCCUGACACUGUGUAACUUCAGCAUUCCCGAGGAGCUGGAGUUCCAGUACCGCCGAGUGAACGAGCUGCUGCUCAACAUCCUCAACCAGAGCCGGCAGGACGAGUCCAUCCAGCGCAUCGCUGUGCACCUCUGCAACGCCCUGGUCUGCCAGGUGGACAACGACCACAAAGAAGCUGUGGGCAAGAUGGGGUUUGUCAUGACAAUGCUAAAGUUGAUUCAGAAGAAGUUGGCUGAUAAAACGUGUGAUCAGGUGAUGGAGUUCUCCUGGAGUGCCCUCUGGAACAUCACUGAUGAGACCCCAGAUAACUGUGAGAUGUUCCUUAACUACAGUGGCAUGAAACUGUUCUUGGAGUGCUUGAAAGAGUUCCCAGAGAAGCAGGAGCUGCACCGUAACAUGCUGGGCCUCCUGGGCAAUGUGGCAGAGGUGAAGGAGCUCCGCCCGCAGCUCAUGACCUCCCAGUUCAUCAGUGUGUUCAGCAACCUGCUGGAGAGCAAAGCUGAUGGGAUUGAGGUGUCAUAUAAUGCCUGUGGAGUGCUCUCCCAUAUCAUGUUUGAUGGUUUAGAGGCCUGGGGGAUCUGUGAGCCUCACAGAGAAGAAGUUGUGAAGAGGAUGUGGGCAGCCAUCCAGAGCUGGGAUAUCAACUCCAGGAGAAAUAUCAAUUACAGGUCAUUUGAACCAAUCCUUCGACUUCUUCCACAAGGGAUCUCCCCAGUCAGCCAGCACUGGGCCACCUGGGCACUCUAUAACCUGGUCUCUGUCUACCCUGACAAGUACUGCCCACUGCUGAUCAAAGAAGGUGGGAUCCCUCUCCUGAAGGACAUGAUUAAAAUGGCCUCAGCACGACAAGAGACCAAGGAAAUGGCCCGGAAAGUUAUAGAGCACUGCAGUAACUUUAAGGAGGAGAACAUGGACACUUCCAGAUAGAGGCACUCACCCACUGCCUCUUGCCAGCACUGUAUCCAGCUUCUCUCUAACUCACUGUACAUAGGGAGGACUCUUUCUUACCAACUCGCCCGUUGGAAGGAAACUUUAUGUGUGUGUGUGAGACCCUCAGUAGAUGAAGGUGAAUAGGGGAGGGGGGAGGGACUUUUUGCACAACAAAAUGCUUUCCUUAACUUAGUGGACUUUUUUGUUAUGAAGUUUCAGGUUGAAGUUCUGUGUGUAUGAUUUCUGUAUAAAAAGAAAACAAAAAACAAAGACAAUUACAUUAUGUAUCCUUUAACCAUUUAUUUUAGACCACACAGAGAGCCUCAAAUGACCAUGAGCUUGAACACCUAGUUGUGUGAUCACUAGUGUGACGUUUAUUUCCCACUUUUUAGAAAAUUCCCUUUUGCUGUACUGCAUGAGGUCCUGUGAUGUCUGCAAGAACACCAGUCCUGAAUCAGCACUGGCUGCUCAGUGGGGCAGUGAUGAGUUAUUUAUUUGGUUAGAGAGGUUGGGGAACACAAUACCAGACAGAUAAACCAAAAGAACUUUUUAAAAAAGAAGUUUUAGUGAGACUUAGAAAUGGAGAAACUAGGGAAGGCUUUUCAAGCUAAUUCACUCCCUUAAGGGCUUUUUAAUAGAAGACUCACAUUAAUGGAUGCAUUGCUAAUUCUGUGUGGGUCAUUUGGAAGUAAGACUUCCCCAAUAAAGUCAAGAGGUCUGUUUUGUCCCCAUUGGCAGUACAGUGGGAUCUGCCAGCCCAGCCAGCCUCAGAAGGUCAGGAAUGAUCAGCAGAACCAGUUAUACCUUCUUGGCUCGAAGGGAGCCUGUGCAACAAGGCACAAGGUUUGUUCACAAAGGGCUACACAUCUUCAUUCUAGUCCUUCCUCACUUUUUUAGUAGUGUUCUGUUUUGUAGGGAAGGGCUACAAAGCCAGAGUAUUUCCCUCUGCAUACUAUACUCUGCUAGGCCCUAGCCCUGAGCAGCUGUACCCCCUUGGGCAAGUCCCAGGAGGGGACUGGAGCUGUUCUGCCCUUCCUCAGUCUGUGUCAUCACAAGCUGUGCUCAGUAGCAUCCUAAUCGCCCUUCCCAGGAAGCUCACUGCAGCACAGCUGCUGGAAUUGGAGGUGGGGAGUCUCCAGACACCCUUUGAAGGGCAGUCCCAGGAAAUAGCACCUUUUGUUCCACCCCAACAUUUUCCCCCUACCCUCAGAGGCAGAAGGCUCUAUUGCUAUUGACUCCCAGAAGCACUUACCAGUGCAGUCCCAGUCCCAGUCUGUGAGACACAGGUGAGAGGAGAGUCCCACUGAUCUGGUCUUCCCCUGUGACACUCCAGACCUAUAAUGGUUCAAAAGAAGCUGAAGGCCAAGCUUUGCCUCACAGCCAGGCACUCAACAGCACAGCUGUCCAUAUCACAGCCCACUGCUCAACACAGUUCUUUGACAAAUCUUGCCUUAGAAGGGACUCAGAAAAGAUGUUGUGCCUGGUAGAAGGAAGAUGAGCCCAUGGCCAUGCAGGCUGGCACAUUUCAGGCCUCAGAGCACAGUAACUCGCUGCUCUCUUCCCUUGUACACUUUGCUCUCAGAUUUGAGUCGCUGCUAUGAGGCUCUGCUAAUGCUCAGAGUUCAUGUUGUCCUCGUGAGCACGUUAGAGAUGGAUCCUUGAUCCACAAACUGACACUUUAACUGACAGAACACAACUGCCUGGAGAGGUUUACUUUUACUGCCAAUACGGUGUUAUUCAUUGUCUAUUUUUUUUUUCUUUUUAACCAUACGUCAAUUUGUUUUGGUAUUGUGAGAUCUGUACUUUUUUCUUUUAAGUAUUUUUCAAACUUAUAUAUAUUUUUGUGUCACUUUUAAAUUGUUUUCAUAAGAUUGCAAAACUUGACAAAUUAUACUUUUUUUGCAGUCAUUUGAAAUGUAUUUUUCUCUUAUUCCUGUUUCCCAAGAAUUUGUGUCCCUAUGAGCUGAUAUCAAGAUCUGUUUGCUGUGUAACAUUUGCUAAUCCUUCCUUCUAUAUGCAAAACUAAAGGGGGGCUGCAAAUACAGCCUUGGUUGUUAGGGGAGUCAGGCUUUGCUCUUUAACUCCCCAUUUAGUGCUGCUGUCCUUGGGAAGUUGUUUCACAUGGCAGUAGCACCCACCACAUCUGCUUCCUUUCCAAAGCCCAUGUAGUGAAAGCUCCUGUCACUAAAAUCUUGAACCAGCUGACAAAAAGCACUCAAGAUUCUGGCCAUGUUGGCAGGGUGGGAGUAGAGCAGAAGGGGACAGAUGACAGAUGGGAAGUAUCAAAAAGCCUUGUCCCCAGAAAGCAGCUGCCACACGGGAGAGACAGUGGAGCUGGGGAACUCCCACCUCAGCUGGAGCAGAUCCCAGCCUCUCACUGCAA